Agrilus planipennis (emerald ash borer) is the source of this 3044-nucleotide messenger RNA. Its product is annotated as mediator of RNA polymerase II transcription subunit 15-like. NCBI's taxonomy places the organism in Eukaryota, Metazoa, Arthropoda, Insecta, Coleoptera, Buprestidae. The transcript is spliced from 8 exons. The coding region runs from base 258 to 2606 and encodes 782 amino acids. The record is from RefSeq and is a predicted model, not a curated record.
GGAAACGCUUAAACUUGGAGAACUGUUUGGGUGAUCGAAAACCCACCUUGACAGAUGAGGAAGAGAGUGGUAGCAGUACCAGUAGUUGUGAUGAACCGAGUAGGGAGAGACACUCAUCAGACACAGCGAGUGCCGAAAGUCCCCAGACCAACGGAGAACAACAUCCGAUACAGAGGGUUGUAAAGAAAGAAGACGACGACACGUCAGCCACCGAAACUGCCGAUGAAAGUCCCUCUCCAUUAACCGUCAAAGACCUCAUGUCGAACGUGAUAGAGAUUACAUUGAAAAAAACAGGAGCUCCACAACAAGCCCCUAAUGCCAACGUUGUUUCAGUGGCGAAUAUGGCCCCCACCAUCUCGUCCAUAUUGAACAACGAUUCAAACGAAGUGACCAUUGUGAGCGAGUAUAACUUGAAUAGUGCCCAAGUGCCGAGAAGUGCGCGCAAUGAGGUGUCAAUUAUGAAACUGGUACCACCCCUUAUUGCAGCAACAAUCACACCCGUUCCAGCACCUGGUCAAGUUCCAUCUCAAACGCAACAAGACCGGGUCAUACGAGACGAUUUGGUGGUGUUACAAGUUCAAGACGGUAGAGGGGGAGGAGAGCCGGAAACGUUGGAUUUGAGUAUAAAGAAACCGAGGGAUCUUGCGCCACCCAUGCACCCCAAGCACCCGCAACCACCUGUCAGUCACAGAUCAGAACAACAGUCGCCGUAUAUGGGUUACCAUCAACAUAGAGAGGAGAGGAAAAGUCCGGCAGUGUACGUGUCAGCGGUACCUCCGAGAGUGCAGCCAAAAUUGCCCAGUCCAAAACCGGCCAAUCUUAAGACGGGUUCGAUCACUCAGGGCACACCCAUCAUCAAUCAGCCUCGUUUUGAAGGCCUACUGAGACAGAUCACGCCAGAAUCGAAAAUGGGAUCGAUAACGCAAGGAACUCCCAUACAUGUGCCUCACAUGCAGCAGGACAAACGUAUGUAUGACUAUUACAACAAGCGUCAGUCAGUUACGCAGCCUCCGCCGCCCCAAUCGGGCGGUUAUCCGCCUCCUCAAUAUCGUCAACCGCCUGCCGCAGUCUACUCCGUCGAUCAACAGCUCAGUUCUCGUCAGAUUAUAAUGAACGAUUACAUUACAUCGCAGCAGAUGCUUGGAAGACGUGCAGCGGCCAGUGAUAAGGCUGCAGCGGUGGCUGCUGCCGCCCAAUAUUAUGCCCGAACGCCUCCUCCCUCGCAGCAACCUCCACAAAUGCCCCCGUCGUCUAUUGCCGCUCAACAACAGCAGCAACAGCAACAAAGGCAGGGCGUCAUCCAGCGACACAACACGCAACAACCUCAACAGCAGCAGCAACAGCAACAGGUGAGUGGAGGGGUUAGGCCUCAUUAUCCCCCCGGACACGAGGCGUUGGGGUCGCUGGUGGAUGUAGCCGUUCAACAACCGAGCCUUCCCGUACCGCCAAGUGCUACGCACGAGGGACUGGGCAAGACGAUGGUCGAUAAUUUGAUGGAACAACCGAGACGGUUUCAGAUGAUGGAGCAACAUCAACAACAGCUCAGACAACAGCAACAGCAGAGGAUUGAGGCGGAGAGGAGGUUUCAUCAGCAGCAGCAACAGCAACAGCAACAACAACAAAUUCGGCAUCAACAGCAGGUGCCCAGAAGCGAUUCUUCAACUUUAACAGCCGCCAGUUUGAUUGACGCUAUCAUCACACACCAAAUCAAUCAAACUGCGGAAGUAACGAAACCGCGUUUUUUCCUUCAAGGUGGUCAGUCGGUGCCCAACAGUAGGGAACCGGCGCGAGCCAGCGACCGCCUCUUCCAGUCGUUUACCCGCGAACAGGCUGCCGCAGCUCUCGUUCAACAACAACAACAGCAAGCCGCGCAACAACAGCAAGACAAUGGCGAAAGACCUCCGUCCGUCAUCAGUGUCGACCUCGAUGGCGACACGGCCAAUUCGAAAAGCCUAACGAUCAAAGAAUUGGCAGACACUGUGAUCGCACACGAUUUCGGGGCGGCGGCCGCAGCCGCGCGUCAAUCGGCAGCCUGCGGCCCUACCUACUAUCAUCACCCCCACCACGACGCGUGGAAACGUCACGUCCAACAGAAGGAACAGGAGGGAAAGCGAUCGAUCACCCCCCAUGACGAACGUCAAAUAAUACGGAUCGCUCAAGCCCAAAAAUACCACGUCGAACCUGUCUCCCCACCGGAAAGCAACCAUUGGUCCGAGCAAAACUACAGGCGAUACCAACAGCAGCAACAACUACAACAGCAACAGCAGCAGCAACAACAACAACAGUCGCACAAUAUGUCCGCACUCGAUUAUGUCAAGAACAGGAUUGUGGAGGUGAUGAGAACGGAGGACGAUAAGAAGGAGGUGCAAGAUGGCGUUAAUAUGCACGAUAAAGACAGAAGUGAUAGUCCAGGUGAUAUGGUGAUCGACGAGGAGAAGCACGAGAGCGAGCAGCAACACCAGCAACCCCCCACGGGAGCUUACGGCUCUUACUCUUACAUGACGCACAAGCAAAGUGAUAACGCGGGGGUGAACGAUGCUGCCAGGAACGUCGAACCAAAACCACUGCUUUCUGCGCAGUAUGAACCCCUUUCAGACGAAGAUUAGACGAUAAUGUCAUCGACUAAAGUGAUUGAUUUCGAUCGAUUUUUUGUUGGAUUUAUUAAAAAUAAAAGAAGAGUGGGGUACGUUUCGAUAAAAAAUAACUUCUCUUUUGUUAAGGAUGAUGGCUAAUUGGACUUGAAGAUAGAAGAAUUUGUUUCGUCAUCCUCUACUAUAAAAGUCUGCAAUGGCUUCUUAUUCGAAAAUUAUUUUGAUCUCAAACGGCAUCGGUGUGUGGUUUUCAUUCAUAAAUAACUUCUGUUGCAAUGUUUCGAACUACAACGACUGCCUCCUCGUUGUGGCGCGUAAACGCAGAUGCUGGUCUACAAUAUUGAUGAUGGUGGUCUUCUCUUCGUCGUACGUGGUUCGAGUUCGAUGACAAUUAUUGUUAUGUAGAAGCUGUUGUGUCCUGGAUGAAUCAGUAAAAAACGGGGACGAUUUACG